Molecule: messenger RNA, 1437 nt
Organism: Dothidotthia symphoricarpi CBS 119687
Lineage: Eukaryota; Fungi; Ascomycota; Dothideomycetes; Pleosporales; Dothidotthiaceae
Exons: 1
Coding region: 1-1437 (478 amino acids)
Source: RefSeq, a predicted model, not a curated record
AUGGUCAAUGCGAAACACGUCGCCUUCAAAGUCAACCAACAGACUCCAAACUACCCCACGGCACCCGAAGCCUAUGGCACGGUACUCAACUGUCGAAAACCGGGCGGAAAAAAGAUUCUGGGCGAGCAGAGGGAAGUGCGGUCGCAUCAUGUGCCCUUGAUCAACGUACCUGGGAGUCGUAAGCGGAAGUGGGGUGGCCAAGAGAAGGGCAACGACACGGAUCGUUCAACGAGUUUGAUCACUUGGACGGAACCAAACGCAACGACGACGGCAACAACAUCGCAAGAGCAGGAACUUUCGAGUCAAAAAUGGCAGCUCAAGCCUACCAAGUUACGGAAGCCUCUGACGAAAGGAGUUGACCUGGACUGCUGGUUCACCAUACUUUCCUUCUCCGACCCCGCGCAACUCUUGGAGAUGCGCAGCAAGGUCGUGUCAUGCUAUCGCUUUUUGAGGAACAAUCCUAUGCUCUGGAAACAUAGCAGGAGCUACUACUACGGAGACGACAUGCCAGAUCCGCCCUCUGAGCUCACCGAGUUCCAGUACGCUCACUUACGGCACGGGCAUGGAUGCAUGAGCUGCAGCACGCCCAACACACGCAAGACGUACUGGGCAUUCCUACGACGGUGGUGCAAGAAUUGUCUGCAGGAAAAGGUUGUGAAAGAGCAGGAUGCGAUCGUUUUGCUCAAGGACGCGAACCGAGAAAACUUUUCCUUCCUCCUCAAGUGCCUCCCGUCUGGCGUUUUCGAUUCCUGGUGUAAUUUCGUCGGGGCUGGGCCGGCCAAGACGCAUUCGGUCAAGACGGUCUACCUGCUUUCAGAUGUCAAGAAGCUCGUCGCCGACCUGGUCCUUGAGAAAGAGCAAAACCCCUUCCUGGGCCACGACGAGAUGCGCGCAUGGAUGGAGAAAAAGGUCGAGCUCAUCGAAGAGCGCCGCUCAUUCGCACGCAAGAUGGAGCAAUGGGAAGACGCAACACGCUCCACAAAGUCCUUUGACUACCAGGCGAGAAAGUCGGCACGCAAGGCAUACUUCGAAAGCAAGGCAUCGAAACUCAACCCGCCUAUCAGUCUACGCGAAAUGGAGUUCUGUCCCUCGUAUCGUCGCGCGAUCACUAUCCCCAAGGAGCCCAGCAAUGCGUCAUGGCUGCAGCUCAAGCCUAAGCUCGAGAAAGAGGCCGCGGACUUGGCAGCUCAGGGUGGUCCUUCGGGGCUUCAAUCAUCCACGUCAUCUACGCCAGAGACUAUGACGCCUGAUCGUAUUGGACAGGCUCAUCAGCCGUUUGUGUAUCCUGUGCAUUCCUUCAUGUCUGCUAACCUUCCGCUCAACUCAUACCCCCCCAGCAGUCUGGCGCCGGACGAUAAUCUGAGGGUUUAUCAGGCGUCGAUGUAUGCGCUCAUCCGUCCUCCAGGGUUUCUUUCUCCACAUGGAAAUCUGUUUUGA